CUCGCAAUCGACCCUCGGAUAAGAAAACAAUCCAUCGCCGCAUGGUGACGUCACGCCGUUGAUCGGUAACACUGGCUCGGCGGUUGGUGGGCGGGCGGCAGAUUUUCGCGUGGACGCGCCGCCAGAGGUUGAAGUGCAUACAUCAUUAUUCAUGGUUAAAACCCAAGCACACGCAGUCAGUCACACUAUCGCGAGCAAACCCAAUAAGGCACGGGGAGCGUGCGUCCGUAUUUUUUUUUCAUUUUGGAAAUGCGGCCGCUGUCACGGAUAAGGAGCAUGAGGAGGAGGAUGGAUGCCUAACAGGACGGAGCGUGCCAGGUGUGGCCUGCUUCCAACAGCGACAUCUGGCCGGUGAGUCGCACCGACAGCACCCGCUUUGCCAGGCGCACACCUCGGCGUGUGCAAACAAACGCGGGGAGGAAGAGGAGGAGGAGGGAGGCUCCGUUUCACCGCAGCCGCCUUCCUCGUGCCGGCCCCGACGCCAGCUCAGCAGCAGCCCAACUCUGGACUCUUUAGCGCCAAGGUAGCAGAGAUGGAGGAAGUGGACUCACAUGCAGAAGGUCCGAUGGCGAGCGGCCGUGGAAAAUCAUCGGACGCCAACUCAAACACCACCACCAACCUGCUGGCUUCUGUCAAAGAACAGGAGCUGCAGUUUGAACGGCUGACCCGGGAGUUGGAGGAGGAGCGUCAGAUUGUGGCGAGCCAAUUAGAAAGGUGUAUGCUAGGAGCCGAGUCGCCAGUGGCCGACAGCAGCAGCUCAUCCGAGAAGUCUUUUGCUUGGAGGACAGCAGGAGACCCACAGGGCAUAGCUGCAUCUGCAUGUCAAGGUCAUCGCAUGGAGGCAGAGGAGGGGGUCUACCCGCCUGAAGCGGACCGCGCAUCCCUGCAUGACAGUGAGGGCUCGGGGGGCCACUCGGCUCAUAUGACUUCCUAUUCAGACAGUGGCUACCAGGACAGCAGCGUUAGUUACUACAGCAACCAGAACAUCGUGCGUUCUGAGCCACGUGCCUCGGUGUCGAGAAGCCCAAGAGCUGAGGGUCAAGCGUCUGUGCAGCCAACAGGCCGAAUGCUGCGAAGGAUGGCAUCCCUUCCUUCCAGGAGCCAGUCUCCCGGUUGCACCGCUGCCGGCACCGUCUCCCCCUCCCGCAUUUCAUUACGGACAUCCCAAGGUAGCACCUACGACUCCCCCAUCCUUUCCGAGCCCAAACCACUGGCCACGGUCUUCCCCGGAACCAGCAUGCCACCCUCCUGCCCGUCACCCUCCUCCCCGGGCGAGGACAGAGGUGUUAGCAGCGUCGGCCGUCUUGGCUCCACUCUCUCCCUUAUUGAGGGGAGGGGUUUGUUGGGGUCACCCCUCCGCUCCGGGAUGACCGCGGUACCCCAGCAUUACGGAGCCACGCUGCCUAGACAGAGUCAGUCACUGGCCUACGGAGCUGACCCGUAUGGCUUGUACCAAAGGAGUGCCCUGCCACGCCCUGACAGCCUUAUAGGCCUUCACAGUUCAUACGCCAGUCAGUCUGGCCAGAUUGACCCGGAGCUGAGGGCAGCGUUGUCUCCAGAUUCUCACAUGACGCCAGUUUUCGAUGACCACACUUUCCACAGCCCCUUGUAUCACAGCCCCACCCAAGAACUACAAGGCUCGGUCUACGGGACAGGUGCAGGUGUGGGGACACUCCGUCGAGCCACAAGCCACUGCAGCACUCUGCCGUACCAAAGAAGCAGCUACGGGCUAAACAAUGCCACCGUAUACGUCGACUCCUUCAGGAUCCCCGGCGAGCCGCUCUACUCGCAUCAGCACUCUGAGCUGGUUGAGCGGAUGGUCACCCGCACUCCAUCCAUUGAAAGCAUCCACAAAGACCCCAGGGAAUUUGCGUGGCGAGACCCUGAGCUGCCAGAGGUCAUCCACAUGCUACAGCACCAUUUCCCAUCCGUGCAGGCCAAUGCAGCCGCUUAUUUACAGCACCUUUGUUUUGGAGAUAACAGGGUCAAAGUGGAGGUCUGUCACCUAGGAGGUAUCCAGCACCUGGUGGAUUUGCUGGACAACAAGGCAGCAGAAGUACAGAAAAGUGCCUGUGGGGCCUUGAGGAACCUUGUGUAUGGGAAAGCCACAGACAACAACAAGGUGGCGUUGAGGAACUGUGGUGGAGUCCCUGCGCUGCUCCGCCUCCUCAGAAAGACAACAGACAACGAAGUCCGUGAACUGGUGACUGGGGUCCUCUGGAACCUCUCCUCUUGCGACGCGGUGAAGAUGACCAUCAUUCGGGAUGCUUUGACCACACUGACCAACACGGUGGUCAUCCCCCACUCAGGGUGGAGUAGCUUGUCACACCGUGAACAACACAAGAUCAAGUUUCAAUCCUCUCUACUGCUACGGAACACCACCGGAUGUCUGAGGAACCUGAGCUCGGCUGGAGAGGAGGCCAGAGGUCAGUUGCGUUGCUGUGAGGGUCUGGUGGACUCACUGCUCCACAUUCUCAAAGCCUGUGUCAAUACCUCGGACUAUGACAGCAAGAUUGUAGAGAACAGCGUGUGCACACUGAGGAACCUUUCAUAUCGGCUGGAGGUAGAGAUGCCAUCCUCUCGGCUCCUUGGCAACCAGGAGCUCGACACCCUCCUGGGGUUCUCCACAGCUAAGGAACUGGACUACAUCUGCUGGGGGAAGAGGAGGCGUGGGAGGAAGAGGACAGACUGGCCAGAUGAAAAACAGUGGGACGCCAGCGGACCCAUUCCAGGCUUUUCCCAGGCUCUGAGGGGUGCCGAGCUACUGUGGCACCCAUUGGUGGUCAAACCAUACCUCAACUUGCUGGCUGAAAGCUCAAACUCUGCCACGCUCGAGGGGGCUGCGGGAUCACUCCAAAAUCUAUCUGCAGGAAAUUGGAAGUUCUCAACCUACAUCCGAGCAGCGGUGCGCAAGGAGAAAGGUUUGCCCAUCCUGGUAGAGCUGCUGAGGAUGGACAACGACCGUGUCGUCUGCUCUGUCGCCACUGCCCUGCGCAACAUGGCGCUCGACGGACGCAACAAGGAGCUUAUAGGAAAGUACGCCAUGCGGGAUCUGAUAAACCGGCUGCCUGGCGGAAAUCCAUCUGUGUUGUCGGACGACACAGUGGCGUCCGUUUGUUGCACCCUGCACGAGGUCACCAGCCGCAACAUGGAGAACGCCAAAGCUCUGGCUGACAGCGGCGGCAUCGAGAAACUGGUGGAAAUCAGCAAAGGGAGAGGCAAAGGGUAUUCAAUGAAGGUUAUGAAAGCAGCUGCUCAGGUGUUGAACACACUGUGGCAGUACCGAGAGCUGAGGAGCCUCUACAAACAGGACGGCUGGAACUACACUCACUUUGUCACACCGGUCUCCACUUUGGAGCGAGACCGCUACCGCUCGCAGCCGACACUCCCCACCAGCCCCAUACACAUGCCUCCGGUCAUCCAGUCUGGUGGGAGCGCGACAUCCUCACCGGCGAUGCUCGGGAUCAGGAGGCACAGCUCAAACUACCCUAGAGCGCAGUCGUCUAUGCAACUCGACACUUACUACGGGGAUAACAGUUUACACAAACAUCAGUACACAGGCUCAGAGAAGAAAAGUGCUUAUUUCAUCGGCACGUACAGCUCACAUUCUGGAGACGAGCUGAGAAGGACCCAGCACCCGGAGCCAUUCUACGAUGAACCAGAUAGGAAAAACUACAACAGACUUUACCUUUCGUCGCCACAAGGCUAUGGAACAGACCAGUACGAUGACGACCCGGUCCACUUGACCCCGUCUUCACCAGAUGGCUACGUCAGCCAGCCGAUCUCGUUCAAAAGCAACACCAACUAUGUGGACUUCUACUCCACCACACGGAGGCCUUCCAACAGGGCCAACAAGUUCACAGGAUCUCCCGACUCAUGGGUGUGAAAAUAUACACAGUAGUUGACCGUGAACAAUUGUGGGUGAGAAGGCAAUGGCGCAUAUGAGUGCUCAGAGAUCCACACCACCACAUAUGCUUAGACUAGUCCUAAAAGAUGAACCAAAAUGGCAUCAGGUAACAUCUGUCUUAUGCUGGUGAGCUUUUCAUGGAUGAAAUCAGUGACCAGCCAAAAAGCUUACUUCUCUUAAGUCAUUAUUAGGGUCCAAAGACGGAUGCUGAGGAAGCCUACACUGAUGUUGUGUUUACUAAAUGCAAUUUGUUUUCUCUGAAGUACAUGUGUGCAGUCUGUUGGCUUCAUAAUGUAAUAAAAACAGAACGAGAAACAGUUUAUGUUGGUCAUACUAGCAGCAUAAACUUUUUUUCCUAAUACUGUUGGGUUCAAAACUAUUUAACCCCCCACUUCAGUAUAGUGUUGUAGUACGAUAUAUCAUCUAUUUUAUUCAUAAUCAGAUUAAGUUAAGACUAUUAAAAUCGACAAGUACGUUUGUCUAUAUUAUACUUAAAUCCUUAUUUGAUCUGUUUAUGAAUGAGAUGAAAACAUAAAAACCUGUCAGACUUACUAAAACACUAUUCAGGAGUGGGGGGUGAAAAUUUUGAACACAACUGUAUAUGUUAACAGGAUAAGUAUGUAUAACAGGGAUGCGAAAUUCUGAUAGCACCAAACAUGUCGUCCAAAAACAUAGGUUUCAAGAUUUUCUUGCCCAAGUCGGAAAAGAGCAGGCUCACUGGUGUGUGUUCCCAUAUUUUUGAGCCUUAAAAAGGAGAACUUGUUGCUGUUCUAUGUCGGACAAAGGUGCAGUAGUUGACCAUGAAGUAUGUGGAAAAAUAUCUAUUUGUACAGAUAAAAUGUUGGAACUGUCCUGUUGAACUGUUGUAUUCAAUCUGUAAAACUUUAUAUGUGAAAAUGUGAGGAAACGUUUUAUAUUAUUUAUGAAUUAUUUAUUCUGUGACCUGACCAACCUGACAAAGCUGUCUGUUCUGUCCAAAACUGCUGAAGAUUAUGUGCAAUGUUACAAAUGGGAAUACUGUAUAUGAGUAGGGGGAGGGGGGAAUUGUGAUGAAAAGGUAUAAUAAAA
Corythoichthys intestinalis (scribbled pipefish) is the source of this 4975-nucleotide messenger RNA. Its product is annotated as plakophilin-4-like. Gene Ontology annotation, biological process: cell-cell adhesion; cell-cell junction assembly. Gene Ontology annotation, molecular function: cadherin binding. NCBI's taxonomy places the organism in Eukaryota, Metazoa, Chordata, Actinopteri, Syngnathiformes, Syngnathidae. Gene Ontology annotation, cellular component: cytoplasm; plasma membrane; nucleus. The transcript is spliced from 22 exons. Bases 533 to 3886 code for a protein of 1117 amino acids. The record is from RefSeq and is a predicted model, not a curated record.